This is a messenger RNA of Alosa sapidissima (American shad), 2384 nucleotides long. It is a transcript of the gene rab1bb, whose product is annotated as RAB1B, member RAS oncogene family b. NCBI's taxonomy places the organism in Eukaryota, Metazoa, Chordata, Actinopteri, Clupeiformes, Clupeidae. The coding region runs from base 377 to 982 and encodes 201 amino acids. The transcript has 6 exons. Gene Ontology annotation, molecular function: GTP binding; GTPase activity. The record is from RefSeq and is a predicted model, not a curated record.
CACUGCCGUGGUUGCGCAUCAGCUCAGCUGGGUAUCAACCAUCAGCAAAGAGCCCUUUAACAGAAGUUUCUAGUCUGAGGGGACCUCCUUGAAAGAGCAUAGUUGGACAUCACGUACAAACAAGGACCUAAAUUAUAACUUUAGCACACGUCCCUGUUUUCACCUGCGUACAUCUCCAAAGUAGCAUCAGGAAAGGGAUAUUUUUUUAGCUAGAAGUUGGCUGUUUGCUUGUUGAGUUUUGUAGCUAGCUACCCAGCUAGCAUUAGCUAGAUGUGGUUUGUUUGUCCUAUUCCAAGCACUAAAGGGUCCUGUGUUUAUAGAUACUGCACAGAAAGGGUCAAUUAAGCGAACACAGCAUUGGAAAAUCGGUUACACCAUGAAUCCUGAAUAUGAUUAUUUGUUCAAGCUUCUCCUCAUUGGUGAUUCUGGUGUGGGAAAGUCUUGCCUCCUUUUACGAUUUGCUGAUGAUACCUACACAGAGAGUUAUAUAAGCACAAUUGGUGUCGACUUCAAGAUCCGAACCAUUGAGCUAGAUGGAAAGACCAUCAAACUGCAGAUAUGGGAUACAGCUGGUCAGGAGCGUUUUCGCACCAUCACGUCCAGUUACUACAGAGGAGCACAUGGUAUCAUCGUUGUAUAUGAUGUCACUGAUCAGGAGUCUUACAGCAACAUAAAGCAGUGGCUUCAAGAGAUUGACCGCUAUGCCAAUGAGAAUGUCAACAAGCUGCUUGUGGGCAACAAGUGUGAUCUCACCACUAAGAAAGUGGUUGACUACACCACAGCUAAGGAGUUUGCAGACUCCCUGGCAGUCCCCUUCUUGGAGACUAGCGCUAAGAAUGCCACCAAUGUCGAGCAGGCCUUCAUGACCAUGGCAGCCGAGAUUAAGAAACGGAUGGGCCCGGGGGCCACGGCCGGAGGAGAUAAGCCCAACUUAAAGAUCGACAGCACCCCCGUGCGACAGUCAGGUGGAGGGUGCUGCUAGGACUGACCCGCUUUUAUCGUCUAGUCGUGUAACAGGGCAGGGGCUGAACUUGGACUCUUGCACAGAAGCAAGAAGGGCACAAAUGUGGUGGCAAUGGAAUGGAAAGAGGUGGAGGGCAGCAGAGAGUGAGACCUUUGGUCCUACAUUUAAAUAGAAGCUCAAAGUAACACACACAGUACACUUUCUAAUGAAAAAAAUCAGUUUCAAAUUCAAACCAAAAUACAUUUUGUCUUACCUACAGGAUUGUCCCUAUUUACAGAAUUUGCAUUUGAAUUUGUGAUGACACUUAAACAUACAUUAACAUCGGCUUGACGGGGGAAAUUGAAGGUUAUAGUGAUGUUAUAAUGACACAGUGUCUUAUACAUGUAACCUAUGGCCUUUUAUUUUACAGCUAGGUGCUCUUCAUACCUUUUCUCUCAAUGUGCUUAGUACAUUCUGAUAAUUUUCUUUUAAAGGAAUGAAAACUAUACUGUUAUUUAAUGAUGAUGGUGGCAAGGAUGAUUGUGAGUGAUGGAUUUGAUAUACAGUGUCCACCAUUUUUAAUAUGAAACGUCUAUAAUUCAUGGUCAAAUUCUCAACAUAUCUCCAUAGAUUAUGAUAUUUGUUGUGGCAUGAGGUUCAGGUCAUGUUUAAGAGUCCUCCAACAAGUCAGUCUAGGACUGGGACAAUGUGGAAAGGUCAUAGCAGCAAUAUAGGGUACCAUCAUCUCAGCUGUCAUUGGUUUGAUAAAACAGUUUUUAUUAUUUUGUUGCUGUUUUAUUGUGGUCUUUUAUAUAAAUAUGUUUUGCUUGGGUCUCCAUCAACUAUUUUAAUUGUAACUGUAUCAAUGAUUGUGUAAUUUAACGCUGUUUAAGCCAAUUGUCUUACUUUGAGAAUAAUUCUUAUAGACCAGAAUCUACAGAGAUGUGGUUAAAUCCACUUUCAUAUAUUUAUGUUAUUGUAUCAUCCAGUGUCUUUGGAAACACUCCUUGGUUAUAACCCUGUGUUGACAUCUGUUUGGCAGUUGGCAUGUUUCUGUGUUGCAAGGUUUUUUGACUGAAAUGGAAUGCCUCCUUGCAAACAAGCUGAAAAGAUUACUUUAUACACACUGCGGAUGUCACCACGUUUCCAAGGAAAUACACUACUUUUUAUUCCCACCUCACAUGAGAAUGUUUCAUCGUAUAAAGGAAGGGCUUAGUAUUAAGAACCCAGAUUCACCAGGUCCUGGCUCAUUUGAGAAACUCCGUUGCAGACAUGAUAAAAUUCACUGGAAAUUUCAGUGUAAAUGUGCUGAUAACAUGACAGCUAGUUAACUACUGUGAGCUAUUGACACUUACAUGCUGAAGCUGUUUUUGUAAUAAUGUGUGGACACAUGCUGUCACAUAAUGUUUUUGACUUAUGAAAUAAAUAAUUUUGCAUGCGA